AAAAGCAGCAGGUUCGGACUUCUCAGGGCCAAAUUCAGAGCCUGUCACCAGGAAGGGUGAGUCUGAGCCUGAAAGCCUGUGAGGGAUGAGAACCAAAGGCUGCAGGACGAUUCAGUGCCUGAAGGUGAGCAUGGGACAUCAAGAGAAGACUGGAAGAGAUGAGGAGCUUAUUUGCGGUUCAGCAGAGAACAGCCGGGCCCUGCAGGAGCCCACGCUGAGGCUCAUCCUGGUGGGGAAGACUGGAGCGGGCAAGAGCGCCACCGGGAACAGCAUCCUGGGCCAGCGGCGCUUCCUCUCCAGGCUCGGAGCCACGUCUGUGACCAAAGCCUGCGCAGUUGGGGUCCGGUGUUGGGAAAACCGGCGGGUAGAAAUCAUAGACACUCCGGACAUUUUCAGUUGUGAAAUCCCCGAGGCAGAGCCCGAGUGCGAGGAGAGAGGUCGCUGCUACCUGCUCUCCGCCCCGGGGCCCCACGCGCUGCUGCUGGUGACCCAGCUGGGCAGGUUCACCGCCCAGGACCAGCAGGCGGUGAGGACUGUGAGGGUGAUGUUUGGGGAGGGCGUCCUGGAGCGCAUGGUCAUCAUCUUCACCAGGAAGGAGGACCUGGCCCGCGGCUCCCUGCAGGAUUAUGUGCAUGGCACGGAGAACCGCGCCCUGCAGGAGCUGGUGGCCAAGUGUGGGGGCCGAGUCUGUGCCUUUGACAACCGAGCCAGUGGCCAGGAGCAGGAGGCCCAGGUAGAGGAGCUGCUGGGGCUGGUGGGGACCCUGGUCAGGGAGAACGGGGGCACGCACUACACCAACGAUGUGUACUGCCUGGCGCAGGCCCUGCACUGGGCCUACCCGGAGGAGCGGCUCCGGAGGGUGGCGGAGAGGGUGGCAGCCCGCAUACGCGGGGCCCAGGGGUCCUGGCUGCUGGCCCGGCUGUGGGAGUGGCACAAGUGGCACAAGUCCCACGGGAGCGGCUGGUGGAUGCGCGUGCUCCUCCUUCUGGGGGGCGCGCUCCUGCUCUACCAGCUGUUCUGGAGGGGCCGGCGUGAGGGCUUUCCUGAGGUCAGACCCAGCUGACCUUGUAAGCGUGACCCUGACCCAUCAAUGCACUAUUGAUGUGACUGCGGCUCCUAGAGUUCUGCGUCUGAGCUCACAGACUCCCUGCCCUCACCUGAUCCUAACCAGCCAACUGGUGAGUCUGCAAGCACCCACCCCUUACCAAACCUUCCCUGCUCUCCACCACUGGGCCCAGGGACCAAAAACCCAGCCAGAGGCUCUCCCCUUGCAGGAGCAAAAUCACCAC
Molecule: messenger RNA, 1289 nt
Organism: Nycticebus coucang (slow loris)
Lineage: Eukaryota; Metazoa; Chordata; Mammalia; Primates; Lorisidae
Product: GTPase IMAP family member 1-like
Exons: 3
Coding region: 86-1063 (325 amino acids)
Cellular component (GO): endoplasmic reticulum
Molecular function (GO): GTP binding
Source: RefSeq, a predicted model, not a curated record